Messenger RNA from Paramecium tetraurelia, 872 nucleotides. RefSeq lists its product as uncharacterized. The transcript is spliced from 6 exons. Gene Ontology annotation, biological process: lipid biosynthetic process. The record is from RefSeq and is a predicted model, not a curated record. Lineage: Eukaryota; Ciliophora; Oligohymenophorea; Peniculida; Parameciidae. Gene Ontology annotation, molecular function: iron ion binding; oxidoreductase activity.
AUGAUUAAAUUCAGACAAAUCUUUUUGAUUAUUCUUGCAAUUGUAAUUCCCGUUGUUCGAGGCCAAAUGGAAGACAUCAGUUUUGGAGAGAAGCACAUCUACGUUAACACUUUCCAGUAAUAUAUCGAAAAGAUUAUAUUUGGAUCGAUUGGAGGAAUCAUGCAAUAUUUGAUUUGCUGUUCGAUUGUGGAGUACUACAACCCAAUGCCAAAGAAUAAACUACGUCUUUAGAAUAUUUUUAGGGAAAUCAGAUAUGGAAUAGUAUAACUCAUAUUUGGAUGCUUCGUAUCUAUGUCCUUUUAUUAUUAUUUAUAUCCCUACACUCCAUACUACAAAUAUUUUGAAACCCAUGAUUAUACACUCUUUCACUUCCUUUACGGAAUAACAUUUCAUUGGCUAUGGACUACAUGCGUUGGAUAUUGGACUCAUAGGAUGCUCCACUUGAAAUAUUUUUAUAGGUACAUCCAUAGUGUCCAUCACUCCUUUAAGGAACCUUCUGCUUUCUGCUAUUGUGCUGCUCAUCCCUUGGAAGGAUUCAUUGAGGGCAAUCUUCUGCUCCAUACUGCUGAAUUGAUAUUGCCAAUUCAUCCUAUGUAAACUAUGAUUUAUGGAGGAAUGAUGGCAUUCAACGACCUAUUCGCCCAUGAUGGAGGAAAAUACGAUCACUCCGAUCACUACAGACACCAUCUAUAUUAUGUAGUAAACUACGGCGAUGCUAAGAUUGAUCGAUUCUUCGGAACUGCAUACGAUCCAAAAAACUAUCCAGUCAAGGAGAAAUGCACUUACUUACCUGAUUUUAAAGAUAAAGAACAUCCAUUAUUUUAGAGAUACAAAUGAUAAUAUAUAUUAAUAUUAAAUAUAAAUUUUAUAUA